UCAGUUUAGCGCAAUCACGAACCUAAUGAGGUUUCCAAGUUACAUCCCGAGUUGAUUUCAAGUCCCUUUGGGUUAAUUUGAUUGCAUUAACUGUGUUGAGUCAAACGCUCACAAGAAAAAAAACGUCGUGAUCUAAGAAAACCGACCGGUAUUUUGGUGGUUUUCUACAAGUCCAUAAGUUUUUUUAUCGCAACCGACUGACAUCAGUUUUUCGUGGUUUGGAAGUAUUCUUUUAUCAUUCCUUAUCAUUACGUUUCGAUAAAUGUUAACCCAGUAAACCAUCCCCACCUUUAACUUUUCAUUUUUCCACAGAAGCCAGCUUUCUAAAUUAAUUUUGCGUUAUUUCUCGUACGUUUACCAUCAGAUAAAUUCGACAUCUCGAUUAACAUAGAAAUAUUUUACUUUUUCUACACGAUUUUUCGUCAUGCGUUUAAUCAUACAGUGCUCUUUUGUACUUAGCCUUUUAAUGUAUAAUUUUAGUGCUGUGCAAGGUCACUGCACUGUUUCGGUGAAAAAAGAUUUACCACCGAAAGUACCGCUGAUUUUAAAUUCUAACGGGCCAGGAUUUCGGUAUCCUGACAAUUCUGGGAUCUUCCAUUAUUCGAGAGGAGACCAAGUCCGACUUGUAUGCAAUGGACAGGAUAAUAGUUUUCUAAAUCUCAGUCGAACUUCUGCUGCGAGUGACGUAAUGGCCGAAUGUGUGCAGGACGAUUUGUUCAAAGUUCUCGGUGAAAAAAAGAAAUUCCAGGACUUGGGCUGCCGGAAUGCACCUUCGGAUGAGCAAAGAACUGUUGGCAGAUGUCAUCCCGAUUCCUACGUAAAAUACGAAAUAGGAUUCAGCUUUGGCGAUGAGUUUGAAAAGGUAAUCGAAGUUUGUCACGAUCCGGUGAAAGUUCUUACGGCUUAUAGUCGAUAUGAACUUGUCAAAGAGAUUGGCGUUACCUCGGGACGACCUAGAUCGUCUUUCAAGGUCAACAGGGAUCACAUUAUUGAUUACGAAGCUCAGUAUAAACGGAACGUACAGAUCGCCACGAUGGGGAGAAUCCUGGACUCUGCCUCCUUGGGGAUGGAGUACAUAAAAAAGACAGGAAAUAGUUACUUAGCACGAGGUCAUCUUGCUCCGAAUGCAGAUUUUCUUUACGACUUUCAAAAGCGAGCCACAUUUUAUUACAUUAAUCAGGAACCACAGUGGCAACGAUGCAACGCUCAAGCUUGGUCUUACCUUGAAAGCGCAGUUAGGAAAUACGCUAAUUUUUUGGAGAAAGACUUAAUCGUUUUCACUGGGGUCUAUGGAAUCGAUGGUCUACCUGACAUUAACAAUAUUUAUCGUGAAUUAUUUUUAUACUUUCCCAAUAAGGGAUCAAAGCGUGCAGCCAUACCUGUACCAAGAUAUUUUUGGAAAGUUAUUUACGAUCAGCACUCUCAAAAAGCCAUCGCGUUUGUUCAAGUGAAUACGUGCUGUUCGAACACCCUUAAUCCCGAGGAUCAACUUUGUGAUAAUCCAGUAACCAGUGAAAGAUGGGCAGGAAUUCAGGACUAUGAUUGUCCAACCUAUGCGUGCGAAGUCGAUGAGCUUAGAGAAAAAAUUACAAUCAUUCCAGACUUUAGAGUCAAGGGAAUCCUCGUUUAGAUAUAAUCAAAAUUAACGCUGCGGGGGGAAAAGUUUGAAAAUUCAAAAACAACAUUAUUAGCCGAUAAUUACGGUCGACAGGAAGGAGCGAAAUUACCCCAGGGAACCUAUCAAGGUUUGAAAUAUUAAUAACAUGCCUCUAACGUAUCUUUUGACUAUUAAAUAAAUGAUUUGAAUUAA
Athalia rosae (coleseed sawfly) is the source of this 1810-nucleotide messenger RNA. RefSeq lists its product as uncharacterized. Gene Ontology annotation, biological process: apoptotic DNA fragmentation. The transcript has 2 exons. Gene Ontology annotation, molecular function: metal ion binding; RNA endonuclease activity; nucleic acid binding. The record is from RefSeq and is a predicted model, not a curated record. Lineage: Eukaryota; Metazoa; Arthropoda; Insecta; Hymenoptera; Athaliidae. Bases 425 to 1630 code for a protein of 401 amino acids. Gene Ontology annotation, cellular component: mitochondrial inner membrane; nucleus.